This is a messenger RNA of Rotaria sp. Silwood1, 1326 nucleotides long. The record is from the annotation of a GenBank genome assembly. Lineage: Eukaryota; Metazoa; Rotifera; Eurotatoria; Philodinida; Philodinidae.
AUGGGUUCAGCAAAUUCACGAACGGCUUUACGCACUCUUAUUCAUGCACUAAUCAAUGGUCAAAGUCUGCCCCAUAUUUUUCUAACUCUAAAUCCGGUCGAUAUCCAUAGUCCUGUAGCACUAUAUUUUGCAGGCGUUAAACUUGAUUUGGACAACAUUCAAAUAGAACAACUUAUAAAUACUUACAAAAGGGCUGAAAUUAUAGCAUUUCAUCCAGUUGCUACUGCAAAAUUUUUUCAUUUAUUGAUUACUAAUAUCUUAAAUACUAUGAUUAUUGAUGGUGUUCUUGGACCAAUAAAGGCUUAUUUCGGUACUGCUGAAAGUCAAGGCCGAGGUUCACUUCAUUUACAUCUCCUUAUUUGGCUUGGCCAUGAUAUGAAACUAGCCGAUAUGGAAGAAAGAAUCCAAGAUGCCAAUUUUCGUGAUAAGUUAAAAGCAUACUUAGAAGAUAUCAUCAAAGAAGAUUUAGAUGAUUUCAAAGACAAACAUGCCUUUGAAGAUUCAAACGGUACAGAUGUUCUAUAUAAUCAAUCAGACUUAAUUCCAGCUUGCUUACCUACUCAAAAUCCAUCGUCACCUAAUUUUGCAUCAAGAUUUCGUGCAGAUGCCGUGCAACUUGUUGAAACAAGCGAUGUUCACAAGCACAGUGACACUUGCUAUAAAAAAAAAAUAAAUGCAGCAGAUAUGAAAUAUCUAUCGAAGACUGGAGUACCAGUGGAAGAAGCAGGUAACCAAAAAGGUCGAUCAGCUGAUGCACGUUAUCCUUUUCAAACGCAAUAUCCACAAACAACAACACAUCCAUUGAUGAAAUACGGUGAGUAUCAUGUACCUAUUCUUUAUGGUCCACAAAUUCCUCGACGAGAUCUUAAAAUUGAAAAUAAAUAUGUAAAAUUUGUUGUAGCUCAUCGUCAAUCUUCUUCAAAUGAAUCUAUCGAUUAUGCAAAUCAACAGCUUGUAUCGUUCAUUUUUGCAACACCAAACCUUAUUCGAUUAAACACACAAUGGCAAGAACAACUGAGGAAUGAAAAAGAAUGGGUUAGACGAGGUUUAAUUACAGGCCACUAUGACAAAGCAGAUGAUACAUUAGAUUUACACGCUGUAAAAGAUGCCGUUGUAACAGUAGUGAAUCCGAGUAAUGAUAAUAAAAACAGUUUUGAAAAUUAUGGCUCCACUAUUCCAGUGGUCUCGAUCACAACUAACUUUUCCACUCAAAAAAUCAUCGCUGACGAAUUUACAUUAAAUAAAGAACAACAAGCUGCAUUCAUCAUAAUAACAAGUCAUCUUGAUGGUGAUAGUCGUCAUCGUACAGAUACUUUUACAAAAUAA